Molecule: messenger RNA, 795 nt
Organism: Dictyostelium purpureum
Lineage: Eukaryota; Evosea; Eumycetozoa; Dictyosteliales; Dictyosteliaceae
Exons: 2
Coding region: 1-795 (264 amino acids)
Source: RefSeq, a predicted model, not a curated record
AUGUCUUAUGAUAUUAGCACAUUCUCAUUGGAAGAUGAGAGUCAAGAUAAAAGAAGUAAAUGUUCAAAGGAAGAACACCAGGAAAAUCACCAUUUUAGAAAAGAAUUUUCAGAUUUGAAAAACGAUUUUAAAAUUAUGAAAGCUGAAUUAGAAAUAAGAAUCAGGAAAUUAGAAGUAAUAAUGGGAAUUAAAGAUAAAAGAACUAUAAAAUUAGAAAAAGAAAAAUUAGUCUUAUCAGUUACCUUUUUAUUUGAUUUAUAUCUUAAUUCAAUACUACCACAAUGGAUAGCAGACAAUUUACCAGAAAUUAAGAAAUACCAAAGUAGACAAAUAUAUAAAAUCUGUACCACAUAUUCAGAAACAGUACCAAAAGCUUAUACAUUUCAAUACCCCUUCAGCACUAAUCUUGAUUUAAAAGAUUUUAAAAACAAAUAUAUACAGGAUAAGAAUUUUUUAGAUUGUAUUAGAGAAAAACAAGGUUUGGAUUUAAUAACACUAAACAAUUAUAUUGUCCAUCGACAUCCAAACCACAAGGAAUACUAUCUCAAUAAAAUUAAAGGUAUUCCAGAAUUUUUAAAUUCACACAGGGGCAAGAUUCGAGAAUCCAUAGAAAUAACUGAAGAUCUUGUUUCGAUUUUGCCUUAUGGUUCAUAUUUAUCAAUAUCAAUUAAAAGUUUAGUUGCCCAAAUCGGAAUAAAAUAUCCACCAAUAUUUAAUUUUAUUCAUACUGAGCAAACUUUCACAUUCGCACCAUCAACUAAUCAUAAAAAAAUUAUCAUUUCGGUGUCUGCUUAA